AUGCGUUACUACGGUGCCUUCCUCUUGUCGAUUCUACUCGUCGUUGUUUCUUACCCGUCGACUUCACGCGCCCGAAGGGUCGCGCCCUUGAUCGAGGACGACUGGGCGAGGAGGCCUCAUCGUGCAGCCGAAUGCACGUUUGGCAAGCAGAUACGGGAACUGGGCUCCACCUGGUUCGCGGAUUUGGGUCCGCCCUUCGGCGUCAUGUACUGCAUCAAAUGCGAGUGCAUUCCGGUGCAAAAGAAACGACGGAUCGUCGCGAGGGUCCAUUGUCGCAACAUCAAGAACGAAUGUCCAAAGCUGUCGUGCCACGAGCCUGUUCUCCUUCCCGGCCGAUGCUGCAAGUCUUGUCCAGGGGAUUUCAGUACGGACAUAGUACAAGACCUACCAGCACAACUGACCUCCGAAGAAGAAGAACGAAGCCUGAAACAUUUCGGGACCCUCAUAACCGGUCGUACGUCUCAAGCGUUGCGCCGCGACGAGCCCAGCCCGACAUCCAUGUACAACAGUGCCUAUAACUAUAUAGCCACCGGUCGUUUCACCUUCCACCGGAAGAACCUCUACUACGCGUUCUACCUAUCGACAUCAACGCCCCGUCCGCGCAGCAUACAGUUCGUGGACGGUUCCGGUAGCAUCCUCGAGGAACAAACUAUCGAUCCUAUCGGCGGUGUCUACCAGAACGCGACUGGGAAGCUCUGCGGUGUCUGGAGACGAGUUCCACGGGAUUACAGGAAGCUGCUACGCGAGGAACGUCUUCACGUCUCCUUCAUAUGGGAGCCAUCGGCCACACUGACGGGACAAUUGUCACGAUAUCGUGCCCUGUCCACGGAGCAAUUCUCCUCGCUACUGGAACCAACCAUGGGAGUGGAUCGUUCCCUGAUGUCUGGGGCUGGUGCAACGGCCAUAGUCUCAGCGUCAUCCGCGUCAGCUCCUUCGAUCCACGUGUCGUUGGUCUUCAACGGUGUAUUUCUGCCGAACGACGUGUCCGAAGUGCCUCUGAUCGUCCAGUUAGAACACACGGAGAAGGACUAUGUAGUCCUGCGUGAAGAGAUAGUGGUGAAAAAGCCAUCGAACGAGCUGAAUUUCGGGGAGGUUCGAAGCGCUUUGUCGGGGGCAGAUCUACGUCUACUGACCAGAGGGAAAUUAUCCAUCAGUAUAAUGUCUCGGAAAGACCCACAGGCGCUUAGACUAGCCGGUGUGGUAGGACCCAGAGCUACCUGCGACAUGUACCAAACGUUGCUACAGUCGGAGACUCCAUCCGCCGCGUCUGGAAUCGCCUGGGCGUUCCUGGACCGUGCUGGUUCCCUUCGUUACGGUGUCCAGCUGAUAGGCCUAGAAGAGGAGAGUCCUUUGGUGACUCUAGUCGACGAGGGUGGGAAACGUCGAACGGAGUUAGAGGAUCUGACCCCGUCAUUGGUGGACGGUCUAGCCAAUGGGUCCUUGGACCGUCCAGGUCCGAGGUUGCUGGAACCGUUGUUCAACGGAGAAUUAUCGGUGGUCGCGGCCUCGCAUGUUGGAUCGAUGUUGCGCGGCAGAUUGCUCCAGAGACCAGUCGCUGACGCACGGGACACCACCGCGCCUGUUUUGCUCAGAAGACUCUCCCAGGAGCCUGUUCAUCCUGGGCCGGUUGGGUUGGUUUGGACCGCGGUGGAUCUGGACUGUUCGUUGCACUACGAGCUCGAGAUCGCUGGAUUCCCGCAGACCUCUUCUGCGUCGAACAAUCACGAGCCGCGUACGUUCCAGCUUUACUUGGAGACGAUGCCGCUUCUGGCCCAGGGGGCGCCGGUCGCUAGAAGACUACUGGAGGAGUUCACCGGUUACGUUCUCGAGGGUUCUGUCACCGGGCUAUCGCCUGUCGAGCUCUAUAGAAUCGAGUCUGGUAUUGGAUUUCUCGAAGUAACCGAUAAGCAGUCGGACAGGAUCUUGAAGGCACCGUUCAAAGCCAGGGCGCCAAUGAGCUGUCUGCCCCACUACGCGGACAACGACGUGGCCUCGGUGGUUGCGUAUAACCUUCAUCCGCCUAGGUCGGAUAUCGAGACCGGAGCUUGCUACCAUGAGACCAGGUUCUACGAGGAGGGCACCCAGUGGACGUCAAACAGCGACCCUUGUUCAAUGUGCCAUUGCUACCGGGGUCUGGCGCAGUGCGACCCGGUCCCGUGUCCAGCACUCACUUGUCCUCAGGCGAAGCAACUGAAGGCCCCUGCCGGACACUGUUGCCCUAUAUGCUCAGGUCCAGGAAUCAACAUGAACGCGACGGGGAAGAACGUUAGCUCCAUAACGAGAGGCUGUACCCUGGCUAGCCAGUUUCAUCUGGCGGGAGCGUCUUGGCAUCCUUAUCUACCGCCUGUAGGAUUCGACACGUGUGCAGUCUGCACUUGUGACCCGAUCACGCUGGAGGUGAAGUGUCCGCGGGUACACUGCCCGCCGUUGGAUUGCGACGAGAAACUGGCGUUUAGGCCGAGCAAGAAGGCCUGCUGCAGACAGUGCCCAGCGACGACGCCUAGUACCUUGAACACCGGCGUACCCGGCGACACGUCGCGUUUGCCGCGUGACCAAGCCGCGCCGUCGACCAAACGCACCGCCGAGGAGAUACUAGCCUCCGGGGGCUGCAAGAACCCCCUGGGCGGACCGUACGAGAACGGGAUGGAGUGGCAUCCACGGGUCCACUCGCACGGCGAAAUGAAGUGCGUCAAGUGCAGGUGCAAGAACGGCGAGGUGAAGUGCGACCGGAAACGGUGUCCACGGGCGCUUUGCAACUCGAUCGCCCAUCAGAUGAAACGGGGCGAGUACGUGGCGGACGUGGACGACUGUUGCACGGUACAAUGCCGUCGCGCGAGGCGUCAUCAUCGCAACAACAAUCAUCAUCCGGCCCGGCACUCGGUGACGCCGCGCGAGCUCAGCUGA
Messenger RNA from Dufourea novaeangliae, 2904 nucleotides. It is a transcript of the gene sog, whose product is annotated as dorsal-ventral patterning protein Sog. Gene Ontology annotation, biological process: multicellular organism development. The transcript is spliced from 8 exons. The record is from RefSeq and is a predicted model, not a curated record. Lineage: Eukaryota; Metazoa; Arthropoda; Insecta; Hymenoptera; Halictidae. Gene Ontology annotation, molecular function: protein binding. The coding region runs from base 1 to 2904 and encodes 967 amino acids.